CACGCAGACACAGCAACCAGCCCAGCCCAAUAAUUAGGAAAUGGCGGACGACAGGGAGGCCUUCAUGUACGCGUUGCAGCUCUCAUUGGCGCCUAUCGUGCCAAUGACACUCAAGAGCGCGGUGGAGCUGGGCAUGCUAGAGAUCCUUGUCGGCGCCGGUGGGAAGAUGCUGUCGCCGUGGGAGGUGGCCGCGCAGCUGCCGUCGGCUAACCCGUGCGCCCCGGCUACGCUGGACCGCAUGCUGCGGCUGCUGGCGUCGUACAACAUCGUGUCAUGCGAAGUGCAGCAAGGCAAGGACGGCCUGCUUGCCCGCCGGUACGGCGCCGCACCGGUGUGCAAGUGGCUCACCCCUGACAAGGACGGCGCUUCCCUAGGCCCGCUCGUCCUCCUGAACGACAAGAUCCUUAUGGAGACCUGGUAUCAUCUCAAGGACACGGUCCUGGACGGUGGCCAACCCUUCGACAGGGCAUACGGAAUGACGCUGUUCGAUUACCAGGCCGUGGAUCCGCGAUUCAACGGCGUGUUUAAUGUGGCCAUGAAAAGCCACUCCACCUUCAUCAUCAGGAACCUCCUCCAGUUCUACAGGGGCUUUGAUGAUGAUGCCGUCAGUACACUUGUCGAUGUCGGUGGCGGCCUCGGCGCCACCCUCCACGCCAUCACUUCCAGGUACCCGCACAUCAAGGGGGUAAACUUCGACCUCCCCCACGUCAUCUCCCAAGCGCCUUCUUUCACACGCGUGCAGCAUGUGAGCGGCGACAUGUUCGACAAGGUGCCCUCUGGGGACGCCAUCCUCAUGAAGUGGAUACUCCAUGAUUGGACCGACGAGCACUGCACCAAGCUUCUGAGGAACUGCUACGAUGCACUGCCUGGGCACGGCAAGGUGGUCGUCGUGGACUGCGUCCUGCCGGACAAACCGGAUGACACGCCCGAGGUGAAGACGAUGUUCGAGCUGGAUAUUCUCAUGCUCAUGCAGACGCCCGGCGGCAAGGAGAGGUGUCUGAAGGAGUUCCAAGAGCUGGCCAGGACCGCCGGUUUUGUCAGCGUCAACGCCACCCACAUCUGCAGCAGCGCCUGGGUCGUUGAGCUGAUGAAGUAAAUCUUCGUCGGUGCUUUCGAGCUUCCUUGCUUUCUCUCGAUCGUUUCAGCGUGUGUCAUGUCUUUUUUUUUUGAAUAACGUGUCUGCCUGCUCGCUCUCUUAAUACCCGUUGCAUAAUUUUUUCUGUCGUGGUUUUAGUUAUAAUUUUAACUAAAGUCAUGACAAGAAUUAUGAAAUGGAGGAGUUAUUAUGUUGA
Triticum aestivum (bread wheat) is the source of this 1292-nucleotide messenger RNA. RefSeq names its product tricetin 3',4',5'-O-trimethyltransferase-like. NCBI's taxonomy places the organism in Eukaryota, Viridiplantae, Streptophyta, Magnoliopsida, Poales, Poaceae. Bases 41 to 1096 code for a protein of 351 amino acids. Gene Ontology annotation, molecular function: protein dimerization activity; O-methyltransferase activity. The record is from RefSeq and is a predicted model, not a curated record. The transcript has a single exon.